Messenger RNA from Centruroides sculpturatus (bark scorpion), 4384 nucleotides. Its product is annotated as aftiphilin-like. Bases 189 to 2339 code for a protein of 716 amino acids. NCBI's taxonomy places the organism in Eukaryota, Metazoa, Arthropoda, Arachnida, Scorpiones, Buthidae. Gene Ontology annotation, cellular component: AP-1 adaptor complex; trans-Golgi network membrane. The transcript has 7 exons. Gene Ontology annotation, molecular function: clathrin binding. Gene Ontology annotation, biological process: intracellular transport. The record is from RefSeq and is a predicted model, not a curated record.
GGUUAUCGCUAAGUUUAAAUUAAAUAAAUUUGUAUUGAUUAAGAAUAGAUUAUAAACAAACUCUAAUUCCGUGUGAAGUAAGAGAGAUGACAAUACUGAAUACCUGUCUUUUAAUAUGUUUUUAAGGAAAGGAAAAAUGAAGGUGAGAAAAAGAAGUUUUGAAAAUUAAUGAGGUGACAAGUAUAAAAAUGUCAUCAAAUAUUAUUCCAAUGCUUCCAUCCACACCACCACCAUUAGAUACAUCAAUAGAAAGUGAUGAUGAUGAAUUUGGAAAUUUUACAGCAGCUUUAGGGGAAUUUAGUGAUAAUUUAAAUGGUGUUCAGCAAAGUGAUCAAUUAGACAAGGAGAGUAAAAAUGAGAAAAUCAGUUCUGAUUAUUUUGUGCAAUCACAAAAUGAUGUUAAUAUUCAAAAGACAGAAAUUCAUAUAAAUCAUUUUUCAAAUUUCUCUAAAGUUGCUGUUGAAAAUGAAGAAGAAGAAAUUAUUCCAGAAAUUGAAGGAACUCUACCAGGAAAAACUAUUUCAUUACAAAAUGGAAAAUGUGAAAGAAUUUCUGCAGAAAUAUCACUUAAUAUUCAAUCAAGUAAGAUUGAUAAAUAUAACUGUAAAGAAUAUAUUCCAAUUAGUGACUCAAAAUCUUUAAGCAAUUCACCUGCCACAAUUCAGGAAAGUACCUAUUAUUCAAAACAAGUUGAAAGUAGAAGUGAAAUAGAAAAUUUAACUGAUGAGGAAACAGUACCUGUAGUAGUGACUUCACUUGAAAGACUUUCUCCAGAUUUUGAAAUAAACACCGAAGAAUUGGCUACAACUGUAGAAUGUAAAACUGAAAAUUUUCUGGAUUCUGAAAAUAUCAAAAAAAGUGAAAUUGAAAGUUCUUUAGGGAAAUCAGAAUUUGUGAUAAAAGAUUUUAAUGAUGAAAAUGAAAUAUUAAAAAACAGGGUAGAACAAUCACAAUCACAGAAUUUAUCUGAUUUAUCUAAAGAGCAAAACACACUUUCAUUGCCUAUUGUUCCUAAGAGCUCUGAAGAAAAAUCAUUCCAACAAAAAUGUGAUAAAGAAAACUUUGAAAUUAGUCCAAUUUCUAUUAGUGAAAAAUUUGUUUCAGCAUCAGAUGCCAGUAGUGAAGUAUCCAAUUUCGAAACUGCUAAGUCAUCUCCUACAACUUCGAGUAUUUGUGAUAAACAUCAAACAAUCGAAAAUAGUGAAAAUCAUAAAAUUGAUAAUUCAUUUGAUCAAGAAGUAAAUAGAGAUUUGAUUGACGAAAAGUUUUAUGACUAUGAAUCGUCACCGAUAAAUAAAGGUGAUGUUCUAUUACAAGAAAAUUCUGAAUGUAUAGAUGAUGAUUUUGCCAACUUUCAGCAAGCAGAAGAAGAAAGUCAAAUCUCAUCACACGAGAGAGAAAUUGAACCACUUGAAUUAAAUCCUCCUGAUUCGACAGAAGAUAGUUGUCCUAUUAGUGAUCCUAUUGGUGAUUCAGAUGAUUUUGCAGAUUUUACACAAGCAACUGCAGAAGAAAAUGAUUUUGCUGAUUUUGAAGGUGCUUCCUGGUCACAAUGUCAAGAUGACUUUGCAGAUUUUGAACAUGCAUCAUUUGUGAAAGACAAUACAGUAAAGGAAGAAAUUUGUGAAUCAGAAAAUUUUGAGGCUGAUUCUUCUAAUCUUGUAACAGAAAGAGCAAAAAAUAAAAUUACGCUUUUGAUACAUAGCACUUUUCCAAUUAUUCAAAUUGAAACAAAAUUAGAUACUGAUGAAACAUCCCCCUUUAUCAAUGAAAUAAAUCAUACUAGUAUGCUGUUAAAAGGUCGAUCAAGGAGAAUCACACUGUUAAAUUUGCGCAAUCCAUCCGUCCCCAUCUAUGCCUCAAGUCUUGGUCUUUUAGAACCAACCAAAGGUCCUGCACAAUCUCCAAAGCAACAAUUAGCUGAAAGGAAACAUAUCUCAUCUCAAGAAUCUGUACCUCCAGUACAUUUUGACUGGAGUGACAGUGGACUGGUUAAUCCUUUAGAUACAACACAAAUCCAUAAUUUAUUUGAUCUUGAUUUUUUUGUUACUCAGGAUAAUUCAUUAUCAAGUACUACAGAUAAUUCAACUUCCAAACUGGAAGAUGAAUUAUUGGGACCGUCCACUGUCCAUUCUCAAAAUGGCGAUAAUACUUCUCCACUGAUUAAGCAAAUUCUAGCUAGCACUAAGUCAACGAUCUGUCCUUCGUUGCAAAAACAGUGUACACGUCCACCUGAUUUAAGUGACGAAGUUAUUAGAGUACUGGAUAAGUUACCAGAUUUGUCUUUCAUGCAGGCAAAAGUGUUGAUGUUUCCCGUUCACAAUCUUUCUGAUCACUGAGAAACAAUGUAUAGAAGAAAAUGUAGUAGACAAUUCAACUCUUAAUUUAUCUGUCUGUCUUAUAUAUAUAUAUGUGCAAAUUUUUUAAAGGUCUGGUUCAGAUUUUAUAUUUUUGAUUGCUCUGUUAUUUUAUGCUUCUUAAUUUAUGCACUAAUUUAAAAUUCAAUUUACAUUUUUGAAAAUUUCAAUUUUGGUUAUAUUAGUUACCUUAUACUGUUAGUUGUUGUUUUAUUAUUAUUAUUAUUAUAUAUUUGUUUGUUCCUAAAUGAUAAUUUCUGGGAAAAUAGAAUUGUCAGAAUAUAACCAAGUGCCCAUAAUGUGUACAGUUGCAUAUUAUUAUGGGUUAAACAAAUGCUAAUUUUUCAAAUAUUUACUCCAGAAAUUUGGUUGUCUGAACACAGCCUAGAAAUAAUCAAACAAAUCCAAUUUGGACAAUUUUAAAUCACUUCUACAUGUAAUUUAUUAUAAUUGCAAACAAAGAUGCAGUUCUAAAUUUUGCUCAAUUUGAAAAAACAUGCCAUUUAGUUUUUCUGCAUGCAGUAUAAAAUCUAAAAAUAUUAAUAUGUAAUUUUGAGAUAUAAUUAUGAUAUUAUAUAUAAAGGGAACAAUUUAGGGAUAUAUUUUUAACUUUACAGAUUAAUUAAUAACAGGAUUGUUUUUAAAAAAAUGACAAAAAUAAAAUUAUUCUUCAAAAUGCAGAAAUAGAUUGCUUAAUGCACAUUUUGUGUUUAUUAAUAAUCAAGUUUACAUUAAUACACAGUAUAUUUUUUUUUUCUUUGUAAAUGAUAACAUUCCAAUCACAUGUUGCAAAUAAAAAGUUGCAAUCAUUACCUAGUGGUUUUUGCAAUAAGCUUUUGUAGAAAAAACAUCUGCCAAAACUUCUGUAGAAGUUACAAAAACAAUUUAAUAGAUUAGGAUAAAGAUGAAUUCAUUGUAUUUACACUCACAUUACAAUAAAUUUCAAAUGGCUGUGUAUAGAAUACAGUGAAUUAGAAACUCUUUUCCAUUAUCAUAUGUAUAAAGUCAAAAGAUUAUAUAUAAAUACAUAUAUAUAUAUAUUAUAAAGAAAGUUAUAUAUAUUGCUGUUUACAGGAAAAAAAAGAGCAUAUAUCCCCACUAGUGUUUACACUGAGUGGUAUUAUGUACUUAUAUUUAGUGAUAAUUUUAUCAUUGAACGUGGUGGCAGUUGUUUAGAGAGAAGAUUUAUGCAAACUCUCGUAAUUUGGAAAGUCGGGAUUGACGUAGUUGCCACAGUUCGACAGAUAAGUAUAAUUUAAGAAAAUUUAUUUUAACAGGAAUACAAAAAUAAGAAGGAACUAAAAUGUAAGUUCUGAAAUGUGAUUUGUACAAUAUUUUGAAUUAUGUUAUGUAGAAUAUUCAGUAGUUUGUCCCAAUAUUGCUGUAAAUACAAAAGAAAAAUAUUGUAUUGAUUUUUAAGAGUAUAGAAGUUUUUCUUUUGAAAAGGAAUAAAAUUCAAUUGAUUUUUACUGUUGUGUAAGUUUUAUCAACUUCAUAGAUAAUUUCAGAAUACACAGCACUCUUGAUGAAUCAAACUAAUGAAUGCUAAGGAAAUUUAAAUUACCAAAAUUUUAUUACAAAUUCACAUUUUUAACCAAUACAAAUUCUUAAGUUGAAAAUGUCAGUUUUGCUUAAAAUCUACCCCAAGUUAGUUAUAGAAUAAUGCCAUUUGAAAAAUAAUAAUUGGGCUUUUGAAGGGGUGGGAUUGGUGAGGUUGAGUUAGGAGAGGGUGAUAAAACAAUGGCCUUAGUAACUAAAAUGUACAUUUAUUGACCUCAGUAUUUACAAUAACAAAACUGCAAAAUGGAAAAAAAUUACUUGGGCUAAAGUUAAUGGGUGUGAUGCCGACAUGUUUGUCCAAUAGACAUAACUUACAUUUGCCACUUUGCUACACCAAAACCAUGGCACCUUUCUCAAAUGUCUCUUCAGUGGCAUCAUCUACAGCAGGAAUGGGCAACCCGCCGCCCGCAUUAAUAUUUUUUGCAGCACAUGUCGCAUAAAAUAUAAAUUUCCCAGCUUAAGGAAGU